AUGCAUUCCAUCGCGCUUUUGCUGAUCGCUGCCGCCUUCGGCACGCGGAUUGCGGCUGUCCCUCGUCACCCCAUCAUUCAAGAGGGUGACGACGUAAUUGUGAAUAUAGAGGACGGAGCUCUGAGGGGCGUAGUGGCCACUUCAUUGAACGGCGUUCUCUACAACAAGUUCCUGGGAAUACCGUACGCCACACCACCUCUGGGAGAUCUCCGAUUCCGUGCCCCACAGCCGUCAGCCUCAUGGUCCGGGGUUCGAGACGCGCUGUCCUUCGCGGAUGUUUGCGCUCAGCCCCUCUUUUACGGCCUGAUACCUAUCACUACCGGCUCCGAAGACUGUCUCUACCUCAACGUCUACGCGCCGGCUGCAGAGAGUGGUCCUUACCCCGUCAUGGUCUACAUCCACGGUGGAGCCUUCAAGGGUGGUAGUUCUUCGGGUGCAACUCCGCACAGCUUCGUGGAGAAGGGCGUUGUGCUAGUCACAAUCGCCUACCGUCUCGGAGCCCUUGGUUUCCUGAGCCUGUUGAACGACGACAUCCCGGGCAAUGCGGGUUUCAAGGACCAGGUGCUGGCGCUACAGUGGGUGCAGAGGAACAUCGCAGCCUUCGGCGGAGAUCCUAGCAGCGUUGUCAUAUUUGGGGAAAGUGCAGGUGGCGGCUCCACGUCACAUCUCUUCCUCUCGCCGACCGCCAAGGGACUCUUCAGUGGAGUGAGCAUGGAGAGUGGAGUAGCGGCACCCUGGGCGCUGACAGAUAAACCCCGCGAGAGGGCGUACCGCAUGGCGGAGGCGCUCGGCUUCCAGGCGCAGGGCGAUAACCACACUGACGACGACGACGCGCGGCUGGCUGCCUUCCUUCGCGCCGCCAACUACAGUGAUCUCACCGAUGACGACUCUAUCGCACUCACGGAUUUCGAGAAGCGCUGUCCAAUGGCGCUGGCAUUCCUGCCCGUCGUGGAACCGCCGUCGGACUCAGCGGUGAUCCUCGAGCCUCCAGCGGACGUUCUCAAGGCAGGCAGCUACAACCAGGUGCCCAUCAUGCUGGGCGUCACUUCCGGAGAAGGGGCCGUCGUACUCAUGUUAUCCAAUCUGCUAACACAAGCGGGGAUCGCCGACAUGAAGGAGAACUUCACGGCUCUGGUUGGCUCCCAGCUGCCGCUGCCCACGGAGGAACAGCGGACUCGUGCGGCUGAACAACUGGAGCAGUUCUACUUUGGGGACGAAGGCUUCUCUAUGGACCAGAUGCAAGCUGUUAUUGAUCUGUUUUCCGACUUGUACUUCAUACAACCAGCGGACUCCUUCGCUAGGGCUGUAGCUAACUCCAGCAGUCUACCUAUUCACUUCUAUUACUUCGGGUACAAUGGAACCGGAUCUACAGAUUACGGUAUGGUUCAUGCAGGGGAAAUUCUGUAUCUGUUUCCGACCAACACAUCGGGACCAAUCACGAAUCCUAACUCCAACGACGGGAAGGUGGCAAAUCAGUUGGCAACACUGUGGACCAAUUUCCCCAAAUACGGGGAUCCAGCGCCGUCUGGAAGUCCAGUGGUGUGGGAGAAGUUGACGGAGAAUGCUUCCAACUAUCUGGAUAUGGAAUUGGAAUUUGUGACACGUCAAGACUUGCUUAAGGAACGGAUGGAUUUCUGGAGGGAUAUACUAUCUUCCUGA
Schistocerca serialis cubense is the source of this 1659-nucleotide messenger RNA. RefSeq names its product juvenile hormone esterase-like. Bases 1 to 1659 code for a protein of 552 amino acids. Gene Ontology annotation, molecular function: hydrolase activity. The record is from RefSeq and is a predicted model, not a curated record. The transcript has 10 exons. NCBI's taxonomy places the organism in Eukaryota, Metazoa, Arthropoda, Insecta, Orthoptera, Acrididae.